Molecule: messenger RNA, 5101 nt
Organism: Acomys russatus (golden spiny mouse)
Lineage: Eukaryota; Metazoa; Chordata; Mammalia; Rodentia; Muridae
Gene: Cfap43
Product: cilia and flagella associated protein 43
Exons: 38
Coding region: 101-5101 (1666 amino acids)
Biological process (GO): sperm axoneme assembly; cilium assembly
Cellular component (GO): axoneme
Molecular function (GO): protein binding
Source: RefSeq, a predicted model, not a curated record
UACCUGUGUAAACUGUGGCUUCUUCGCGGGGCGCCUUAGCCCGACCCCCGCAGGACUGCGGAAUAACGGCCGCAGCCCCGAGUGGACCAAGAGGGUGGGCAUGGCGCAAGGCCGGGAGCGCGAAGAUGUCUCCGCGCAGUUCGCCGGGUCCUCCCUGUCCGUGAGAUGGGUGCAAGGAUUCCCUAGUCAGAACAUUCAUUUUGCCAACGACCACACCAUCUGCUACGCUUCUGGGAACUUCGUAAUAUUCAUCAACCUCGACACCAAGAAGAAGACCGUCCUCCAGUGUAUUAACGGGAUUGUGGGCGUCGUGGCAGCGAACGUCCCUGGUGAGGUGGUGGCUUUCUCUGACCGCAGACUAAAACCCAUCAUCUACAUAUAUAACUUUCCUGCACUGAGCAGAAAAAGCAAGUUAAAAGGCAACGUCCUCCUGGACUAUACUUUACUGUGCUUCAGUUACUGUGGCACCUACCUGGCCAGCUACUCGUCUCUCCCGGAGUUUGAGCUGGCCCUCUGGAAUUGGGAAGCCAACAUGAUCCUGUGCAGGAAAUCAAAUCCCGGGAUGGAAGUAAGCCAAAUGUCCUUCAACCCCAUGAACUGGCACCACAUGUGUUUAUCAAGUUCAAGCGUGGUGAGCGUGUGGACCAUUGAAAGAAACAACCAGGAUCAUCAUUUCAAGACAAGGUUGGUAAAGCUCCCUCUGGAAGACGGGACGUUCUUAAGUGAAACAGAUGUGCUUUUCCCCACCUCACUGCAGAAGGACCUCAUUUAUGGCCCCGUGCUGCCACUGUCCGCCAUUGCCGGGCUGGUGGGAGAAGAGGCAGAGACGUUCAGGCCGAAGGAUGACAUAUACCCUCUGCUUCACCCAACUAUGCACUGUUGGACUCCGUCAAGCGACCUGUAUGUUGGGUGUGAAGAGGGCCAUCUUCUGAUGAUUAACUCGGAGACCUUGAAGGUGACUGUGCUGCAGAAAAUGGAUGACCUUCCACUCCUGGAUGGAGGCCAGCUUAUCAAUCCACUCACGCUGGUGUACCAGAAGGACGGCAUGCUCGCCUCUGGAAUCGAUGGUGUGCUGUAUUCUGUCAUCAUCAAAGACUCAAAGUACAAAGUGAAGAAUUUUCUUGAGUUCGAUGGGCCAGUGUCACACCUGGUGUUUUCCCCUAGUUACAAAGUGCUGCUGAUUCAAACAGACAAGGGGUCUGUUUACACCUACACAUAUGGUGCAGAGCGAGCCCUGGACAGAGUCCUAGAAGCCUGUGAUGGGAAAGUUCAGGCCACUGACUUUAUCACACCUGGAAACAAAUACUUCCUGACGCUCACGAAUUUGGGGGAAGUUUCUGUUUUGUGGAUAGAGGACUGCACCUGCAUAGGCAAGAUUUUGCUGAGGAUUCCAGCAACAACCCUAGCGUGCUCCCCUUCCUCCACGUCGGCUGCCGUGGGGACAGCGGAUGGCUAUGUGUACUUCCUCGACAUCCAUGAUGUGGAGUACCCUCAGGUGAUAGACAGUGCCUUCCUCUCCAAGUCACCGGUGAAGAUCUUAAUUUACGACCAGCGAGGAAUUUUUCUGUUAGUUGGCACAGAAGAAGGAAAUGUCUUUGUCAUCGAUGCCAGACCCUCAACAUCAUUUCAGAUUUUUGGAUUCACUGAGACGUACAGAGACAUCCUGCAGAUAUCCACAGUGUCUCUCCCAGUGUCAGACGUGGUGGAAGUUCUGGUGCUGACCCCACUCCCGGAAACAGGAAGAAGCAGGCUGGAAUUCUUCACGCUGCCUACAAUGUUAUCACAAGUUCCUAGUAGCUUUUCUGAUGAAAGGGGAAAGCUGAAAGAUGACUUCAUCCACAAGUUCCUGUAUGAGGUGGAACACCCUCUCUCUUCUGCCGUGCUGGGCUUCGAAAGGAACAAAAUAUACGGCUACUGCAGCCAGGCGCCAUACAUCUGCAGCUAUUUAAUACCUGACAAGGUGCAUAUUGGUGUUUGUGUCCUUAAGCCACACCAAAAAGUGCAGAGCAAACAGUACGGGGCUGGGAUGAUCUGCCUGUCUUCUCAUGGACUGUGGCUUAUGACAAUAGCUAAAUGUGGAUUUCUCUGUGUCCGAGAUACCUACAGUCUGGAAACUUUUGUUCGAUGUCGGAGUCAUUCUCACCAGGGGCAUGGGAUCCAGUUCGUGAACAUGUCAAUGGAUGGACAGCACAUCCUGGUGAACGGCAAGGAUGACGGCACACUCGUCCACCUCAAAUGGAAGCGACUUGGAGCAAGCCUAGCAAAUGAGAUCCUUGAACACUUCCAGCAACUGCUAGCCUCUCUGGGCAGCACAAUGGAAAAAGAGAAUGCAUAUUUAGCUUCAGCAGGAGCCUCCCACAUCACGCAACAGGAAGAGGAGUCCAUUGAAUCCACUAAAAAGUUGAGCUUGGAUUCAUCACAAGAGGAACUAGUCAUCAGUCCUGACAAGGAAAUUCCCUGGAUCCAACAAAAAAGGCAAGAGGCCAUCAGGAAGGAGGUCAGACUGUUUUCAAAUAAAAGAAAGGAGAUCAAAAGAGGAAUCAAGGAGCUUUCUCAAGUUAUUACGCAUAUGAUGGAAGAAAAUGAAAAGAUGGACCUGAUUGCAAAGUUAGAGCAACAGGAAUUUUGCCUGGACCUUGAGGAACUAGAAAGGCUUCAUGACGAAAGUGAGGAGGAGGUAACGAAGCUGAGAAAAGAUGUGGAGAUGCAUAACUUAGCCACAAGCUACUUAACCGAGCUCAUCAGGGAAGAGUGCUGGGACUCCAUGGCUGUGAAGGGCCGAGCUCUAAAGUGUUUCCAUAUACCCUAUGUGGUUGAGAACUUCCCCAUGAAAGCACGCACAGAAGAAGAGCUACGGGACUUGGAGAGAGUUCUGCAGCAAAAGAAGACUGAGGCAGAGUGCCUUAAGCUACGCAAGGAAAUUGUAGAGAACCAGUCUACAGCUGCCUUGGCUAAAAAGCAUCAUGAUGAGGAAGAUGAAGAAGAUGAGGAUGAAGAAAAGAUAGUAAAAGAUACGAGUCUGCCCAAUUACCUGCUGGGGAGUCUGAGCACUGAUUUUGGGGCAGAUACCUCAUUGUUGACAAGCCAAUUGGAGCUUCAUUCCAGAGAGGAGAAAAUCAACCAAAUUAUAUUGCUAAAAGAUAUCAUUUACAAGGUGAAAAAGGCUUUCAAUAGUGAAUUUGAUGCUGCCUACAAACAAAAAGAGAUUGAAAUUGCACGCGUAAGAGAACGGAAUGUUAGAAUUGAAGAAAUUAUUUCAGACUUGGAAUUGGAAGAAAAAGUCUGGCAGCCAGUGUUUGAAGACUGUGAGCAGCCAGAAAGAGCCCUUGUUGUGGAAGACGAUGAGAUUUCAUUUAAAAAACACGUUGCUCCAUGGCAAAAAGCCAAAGAAGAGUUGGAGGCAUCCCGUGAGAACGAGCGAUUGCAACAAGCACGGGCCUCCGAUGCAAGACACAGAGGCCUGAUGGACAUGAUGGGGGGUGUUCUGGAAGUCAAGAAGGAAGACAUCUUAAGAAUGGUGAUCCCUCAACCUGCUUUUGUGGCAAAAGCUGAUGCUCUGUGGACUGAAGAAGAAAGGAAGCAAUUCAAAGAGUAUGAGAAAAAAGUCAAGGAGCUAAAUGAAGAGAGAGAUAAGUACAGAAAGUCUUUAGAAGCAGAACUGAAGAAACUUCAAAACUCUAUUCAAGAAAGCACGCAGAACUUUGACGAGCACUUGAAGAGACUCUUUGAAAGAAGAGUGAAGGCAGAGAUGGUUGUCAACCAGGAGGAACUGAAAAUAAACAACCUUGUGUUUUCUCUGCUGCUGGAUGAAGAACUGAGCUCCAGAGAACAGUUCCUGAACAAUUACCUUUUGAAGAAACAGGAGGAGAAAAGCAAGACUUCAGAAUCCAUCCAGAAAUCCAGGGAGAACCUGGACUUGUUCAAGGAGCACCAUGACCUGUUAGUGGCAGAAGACAAAGUCCUGGAGCGCAGCUUCAAAAAGGAAAUUUCCGAAAUCUCUGGACACCAGGGGGAUGUCCUCCACAAGCUUUUUAAACGCAGGCCCAGGGUUCACAAACAGAAAGCACAGGCAGAUGUGACCAGUCUUGUUCCUUAUGGCGAGCGACCAGGAUCUGGCAAGUUAAAUAAGGAAAACUUUGCCCAGCUAAUGAAAGCCAUGGACGAGCUGGAUAAUAUCAGUAACAUGCCAGAAGGCUUGGACCCCUCGGUCUGGGAACAUUUCUGCGCAACACGACGAGCAAAAGUGGAAAAUGAAUACAAAUUGAAGCAGAAGGCAGCCACCCUACUGGAAAUGACAACUUUUCUCCGGAGGAAGAUAGAGGAUGAUGAGGCUGUGCAGCACGAGAUCGAAAGAGUGUUCCAUGAGCUCCUCCGAUUGCAGGAUGAAAAAGUGAAAUUCCAGGUGAAUUUGACAGUACAAAUUCUUCUUAAACAAGGACAAAUAGAACUGGAGAAUUUCCAGUUGACGCUGGAAUAUUCUGAUGCGAUUCUCAUCAAUAAGAACAUAAUUGAAGACUUGAAUUCUGUGAUUCGGGCUCAAGGACAAAAGAAAGUUGCUAGCAUGAUGGAAAGUAAAGAAGUCCACAAAGGAAUCUAUCAGAUUGAGUGGGAGCACAAGAAAAUGGAGAUGGAAAUGGAAGAUCUCAACCAGAAGGCCUGGGAUAUCCAGAUGCUGUUUUUCUCACGAGACCGUCAACAGUACCUAAAUGAACCAAACUACGAGAAUGUGAUUGCCAUUCAGAUUGGAAUAAUGGAGCAAACCAUCAGUGUCAUAGAGAAGACUCACAAGAAGAAUGUAGAUAACUGCAAAAAACUACUAAAGAAAUUGGGACGAUACAGCAAUCAAAAGGAUAUAGCAAAUUACACUCUAACCUGUAAUCUACGGGAAGAACUGGUGGCUGUCUCAGAAAGACAAGACAUCUGCAAUGCAGUAGGGUCUAAGCUGACUUGUGAAAAGAUUGCCAGAGAACAAUAUGAUAACCUGUUGAAACAACAGAAGCUGACAAACAUUUCCAAACAGCAAGCGGAGCAGAUUUCAAUACUGCAGGCUGAAGUGGAGCGGCUAAGGAUGAAAACAUUCCCUGCUCUGGUCCCAAUGUAG